Molecule: messenger RNA, 5315 nt
Organism: Cydia pomonella (codling moth)
Lineage: Eukaryota; Metazoa; Arthropoda; Insecta; Lepidoptera; Tortricidae
Exons: 18
Coding region: 1371-4439 (1022 amino acids)
Source: RefSeq, a predicted model, not a curated record
AGUUAAAUAUCAAUGGUUCGGAAAGUCAGAAGAGGAAAGAAAGACCGAUGUGGAAAUGAGUAAAUGUACUUUUUUCUUAAUUAAAAGGAUUAUUUCCAUCGUCUAAAAUACAUUCCUCACAUAGUGACUCGUAAGGAUCAAUAUAGAUUGUUAUAAAAAAAUGUACCUUACCAUACCAUAACUGUGUUGUAAGUGUGUACCCACCUAUUCAUGUCAUUGAUAGGUUGAAAGUAGUGCAUAAUUCAUAUUUUUCGACUUGUAGAUAAUAAAUGCCUAAAACGACUUUUAUGUUUCACUUGUCCAUCCGAAUGGUUUAGAUAACAAUAAAACGUAUGAGAGACAGGUCAAAUAUAUUUUUUCCGGUCUUUCGAACACAUAAAUUGCAUAAACUAAUUUUAGAAGUUUCAUUCAUUGAUCGACCAUUCUAACACAAAGAAACUGUCGCAAAAAUGUCACAAAACCGCCAAUUCAAUAGCAGGUGUCAAAAAAAUCUUCCCACGUAUACCAAAAACGAUACAAGACAUGUAGAUUCCAAAAAAAAAAACAAAUAGAUUCACUUACAAUAGAAUCUACCUGUAUUUUUUGCCCAAAGACGCAUUGUUAUAAGUAUUUAUACGCCUACUAAAGUACAAAGUAAAAUCCAUAAGUUAUUCGUUUUCUUUAAUACCUUACCAUUACCUGGGAUGUUGUGUCAAUCGUUCACCAAUAUUCUCUAAAACGAACCAGUUUACAUGCUAUUUAUGAUCACUAAUGAUUGAUAUGUUUCUGGAGGUCCAUCUUAUUUGGUCCACCUAAAGAGAGCACAUUAAAAGGGAUGGAAAUAAUACCCCUGCAUCUUAUCCAGUGCGCAUGUCCGUAACGCCUCCAUUGUCAAAACCACAUAACCUAAUUCGCUUACAAUAAAUAUUAAUAACACUGUUAAUUAAAUUAAAUUGAUGUGAAAAACAAUUUGUAAUGCUGGCGUUUUUAAUUUGUGAUGUGCUGUAUUGAAAUUAAAAAUAAAUCAUGAAGUAUUUUUAUUUUAACUGAUGAUAAACAAAAGUGUGUACAAAUAUGCAGCCAGUGCAUUUUAUGGUGAAUUUAAAAGUAAAUAAACGUGUCAGUGUUUUAAAAGUGUAAUAUUACAAUCAGUCAGUGAAUUUGCAAUGUAAAUAUAGCAAAUGCGUUUGUUAUUCCAUCGAAAGGUCAUUGUUCUUUACAGAGAGGGUGUAAAUAUCGAUUUUACGCAAAUGGCGGGCAGUUUGAAAGUUCCUUCGACAAAACAAUAGAAUAAAAAGAAUAAUGACGAAAAAACGGACUUGAUUGUGUUUUGCUUUUAAAUCGUAGUGGCUAAGGUUUUAUUUUAAAGCCUAGUUUUUAAUAGUAAAGAUAUGCAAGCGUGCGGAGUGAUGCAAUUGGUACAAUAUGAAGUAUCGACACCACAGUCGACGAUCGCGGGCGACGUGGCACAACACUAUGUGCCGCCGCCGCCGUAUUUUGCGGCCGUCAACUGCGCCACGACCGCCCCCUGCCGCCGCCACAAGUACGCCUGGUGGUGCGUCGGCUGCGGGGCGCUGGCCGCCGCCCUGGGGGGCCUGCUGGCGCUGCAGCACAUCAUAGUGCGCUUCUACACCGAGUCCCCGCAGCAUCUUGAAACUGUGCCCGCUGCCGUGCCAGCUGCUAUGCUGGUGCUAACUGGCGUGUGUAUUAUGAGCCUCGCUCGUCGCCGCAACCGUUACAGCUAUAUGGUAAGAAAAAUCAAAGUAGUUGGUGCCUGCUGCCUGGCCUGCGCCCUGACUUGCGUUCUGGUCACCAUCACGACGACAUACAUACAUAUGAACAAGCUACAGAAGCUGCAACACUGUGAAUACACCAAGAAGGCGAGGACGUGUACCUGCUUCUCCACUCGCCCGGACUCGGCUCACAUUGGCAAGGAAGAUGAACUCCGAUGCGUGUUCGAAGGCGUGUCAAGUUGCGAAGUCGUGCGCGGGGCGUUGCUAAUAUGUCUUCGGGGUGUCUUCGGUCUGUCCGUGUGUGCUGUGCUAGUGUGCAUGUUCAGUUCCAUGCUGGCUUAUCAAUUAUUACGACAUGAACGCAAGAAGAUGUACUGGGAGCAGCUGGAGCUCCGUUGCCGUUCCUUGUAUCGCCCACCUACAGGCCAACAGCCACAGCCUAGAGCCGUCCAGCCAAGUUGCAGCUGCUGCGCUCAGUGCCACCCCACGCAACCCGCCUGGGACAUUAGCCUGCAGCACAGGUUCUGGGCGCCUGGUCGCAUAGGAAACCUGUACUCACCAAACCCUGGUACUGUGAGGAAGACUUCGGCUUGGAGUUGGUUCCCGUGGCCCCGGAGCAACAGCCAAAACUCUCGUUGCCGCAUGGGCGUCCCUCAAUCCGGAGACAGUGCUUACGGCUUCUGCGAGACAGAAACCCCCACCAACCCCCAAGGAUUCGAGGAACGGUUCCCGGCCAAUUUUCAGACAUUCCAGAGGAACCAGGCUGGCUUCCAGAGUUCUGGGACCUUCCAGAAUUAUCCAGCUCAGAUGCAGCAAGGAUACCAGGGACAAUAUCAGGUGGAAGGAUUUGGAGAAGCCAGCGGCAGUUUCGACGCUCAAACGGGAGUGUGGGGUCCGCCGCCGCCGUACAGCCCUCAAGGGCGGAGCGGCAGUCGCCACCACCUCCACCAAGACCCAGCAGCCGCCACCCUCCUCCAUCACCACCACAUCGACGUCCACCGCAACUCGACCCACGAGCACACCAUGCCUCACACCUGCCGCAACUCUUACAUGCUUCAAAACCCGGAUAUCCGGACCGACAUGAGAGAGCGACCCAACGAUCCAAGGAUAGCUACUGAGCUCGCGAGAAUGAACCCGGACAUAGCAAGGAUCAAUCCGGACAUGAUCCGGAUAAAUCCGGAAAUGGCGAGAAUCAAUCCCGAAAUAAUCAGAAACCAAGAGAUGGCCAGGAUUAAUCCGGAACUUAUUAGAAAUCAAGAAGCUAGGAUAAAUCCUAUAAAUCCAGAAAUGAGAAUGAAUCCGGAUAUGGUGUUGAAUCCGGAUAUGAGGGAAAUGCAUUUGGCCCAGAUUUAUCCGCCGGAGGAGUUGGCUAGGCUGCAGGAGAUGCAUUUGCCCGAUGCAAGGUUCAAUACUUUGAGGGGACAUUUGGUGCCGUAUCCGUGUCAAAGAACGUUAGGAAUGAGUGCGGGUAAUCUGCACAGAGACUGUCGUUUGGACGACAACGUCGCCAUCGAGUGCUUACACCAAAAGAGCGCUAGCAAAGUUUCAGAUCAAAGCAGCGACUCGUGCCCUCCUAACCCCAAGCAAGGGAAAGAAAAUUUAGGCUUUCAGAAUGAUAAGCAUUCCCCCAUUCGGUCUUCGAUGCAAGACUGUCAUCGCGGGAACCAGAAUGCAGAAUCUGAGGUGUAUUUCGCUGAUGUAUCCAGCUGCUGCAAUGUUUCUGUAAAGGCGGAUUGCUGUUUGAACCCGAACGUAUCAGCCCUCGUAGGCACCAUCGAAAACCACCCUGAGUCCACUUCCGAGUCUGACACGGGCUCCUUCACCCUCACGAGACAGCAGCGCCCCCAACCGCAGGUCGGCUCCAAACGCCGUCCGAGGCAAGAAAAACACGCGAAACAGGCAAGAGAAAACAAUUCCCUAAGAUUGACAGAACAGCAAAUAGAACAACUCAAUAACUCCAUGAGAAUGAGCAUGAAUGAUUCUAGAAUCAGCGAAAGAAUUAACGAUUCUAGAAUCAGCGGAAUUAAUGAUUCCAGAAUAAGCGAACGACUUAAUGAGUCUAGAAUUAAUGAUUCUCGGAUAAGCGAACGGUUAAAUGAGUCUAGAAUUAAUGAUCCUAGAAUAAGCGGUAGCGCCAAUGAUUCUAGGAUAAGCGGAGCGAUGGAGUCUAGGAUCAGUGAUAGAAUGAACGAGACGCGUUUAAGCGAGCGCUUAAACGAUUCUAGAUUAAGCGAUAGACUUAACGAGACUAGGUUAAGUGAGCGUGCGAUAAGCGAUAGAAUGGAACGUGAGCGGGAUUCUAGAAUCAGCGAUAGAUUAAACGACAAUAGAAUGAGCGGUCGUAACGAUUCUAGAGAUCGCCUUAACGAUUCCAGAAUCGAACGAGACGAAGGUAGUCCUAAAUCACGUCAAGUUAGAAUACCUAGAUUCAGCCCAAAGUCUAACCAUCCUAGACAGUUGAGUUCAGAGUCAAAUAAAGCGGAGUUCUUCGCGCCUCCGCCGCCAAAUCAACCUUUAUCUCCUACAGCAGAAAAGCCAUUAUUGAAUGAAGAUCAGGUAUAUUCUAAUGAGGCUGAGACAUCUUGUCUCGGUCCUGACUCUCAAUAUGAAAGUGUUCGGGAAGAGAAGGAUGAGAUCAAAGUGCAUCAUCAUAGACAUUGCUAUAGUGAUACUAAUACUAUGGAUUCAGGGUGGCAGAGUGGCUCUGAAAAACAGGUCACUGACUAGAAAAAAAAUUGUCAAGUGGAUCGAAUGUAGACUAAGAUAAGUCUACAGUGAUUUGACUGGGCAAGUGUUAUUUAAAACGUGAGACUUCUAUAAAAAUUAUGACGUUUAUUUAUAUAACACUUAGCCAGUCUGUGCUAUCAAAAUCGUUGCAGACUUAUCUUGGUUAUCUUGGUUGGGUUGGUUGGUUUUGGUUGGUAUGGCGGAUGUCAUGUCGUUUUGCUUCGAUUGCCGGGUUUCGUGAAUUUAAUUGUAAAAUUGGGCUGAAUUGAACGAAUAUAAAUAGGUGACGAGGCAGGUUGUAAAUCAUCGGAAUUAUACUAUCUCGAUCGCAGUUGCACGGUCGUAGGAAGCGGUAUACGCAAUUCGAAAAAAAAAAUUACAUUAGUAAAAAUGCUCAGUGCCAACAACGCUCAUACGCGUUCAGAGCAGUUAAGUUGUAUCUUGAUUUAUUUUGAUAAAUUCAAUCGUUCGAUUAAGUGUUCAAUAUUCAAUUUGAAUAGUAGGAAUACUGAGAACUGCCAAUAAUUUGUUCUUAAUAGUGAAAUUCAGAAAGUUUAUUUUAAAUAAUGAGGUGUAAGCGGUAUUUUUGUUCGAAGUUGAUGAGUUGAUUGUUAAUUAAUUCAAAUAUAACGGGUGUUUCCUGUAACAGAAGCAAUAAAUUAAACUGUAGGCUGUAGGCUAUGGGGUAUAGUGAACUACUCCUUAAACUAACCAACAUUUGUUCAGUAACUUUUAAAAAUAACUUUUGUUUUGAUAAUUAUUUACACUUUAAAGUUUAUUCUAAGGCGCAAUGUAUUGAAAAUUUUGUUAUGUUUAAACCGUGAAAAGCAACGUCAACAUACUGAUGACAGCGUACAUUGAAAAUAAUAUUAAUUU